UAUAUUUGCAUGCAAGGCGGUAGACAACAGUUGAAUUUGCAGAGUAAUGGUUGUGCACAUAAUAAGGGAACCCCCAUACAUGAGCUCCUGCAUGCCGUCGGCUUUUGGCACGAACAAACUAGAGAAGAACGAGAUAGUUUCGUGAACAUCAAUUGGAAUAAUAUUCCACAAAAAAACCAGCAUAAUUUCGUAAAGGCUAAGCCGGGGCAGACCAAAUCUUAUGGUAUCCCUUAUGAUUACGGCAGUGUGAUGCAUUACUCAGCGUACGCGUUUGCCAUAAAUCCUAAAGAAAAAACCAUUAUUACAAAGGUACGUAAACAUUAUUUUUAUAAACGUCUUAUAUAUCGUAAGACGGUUGACGGUUCCUUUGUUAGAGUAGCUAAAUUUUUGGACGGAGGUACAUUCGAGUUACUAAUUCAUCGUUUUGAAAUAGAAAAUA
Messenger RNA from Wasmannia auropunctata (little fire ant), 439 nucleotides. RefSeq names its product high choriolytic enzyme 2-like. The transcript is spliced from 2 exons. NCBI's taxonomy places the organism in Eukaryota, Metazoa, Arthropoda, Insecta, Hymenoptera, Formicidae. The record is from RefSeq and is a predicted model, not a curated record. Gene Ontology annotation, biological process: proteolysis. The annotation marks the transcript as partial. Gene Ontology annotation, molecular function: metalloendopeptidase activity.